Messenger RNA from Alternaria viburni, 3021 nucleotides. RefSeq lists its product as uncharacterized. NCBI's taxonomy places the organism in Eukaryota, Fungi, Ascomycota, Dothideomycetes, Pleosporales, Pleosporaceae. The record is from RefSeq and is a predicted model, not a curated record. The transcript is spliced from 2 exons. Bases 1 to 3021 code for a protein of 1006 amino acids.
AUGCCUGUGGUGGACACUGAGAGUCCACUCGACCUCAAGAUUGAACCGAGCUACACACCGACAGACGACAUUAGUGUUGCUUCCCCAUCGCUGAACCCGGAUGAUGAUAAGUCACAGAGUCAGUCAGGCGAGCCAUUCAUGUUCUGUACGUAUUGUGCCGAACAGAAGAGCCAGAAGACGUUCAAAGCAAAGUCUGACUGGAAGAAACAUGAGAUGAGGAUGCACGAGACUGGAGAAGACUGGCCUUGUGUCGUCAACGGUUGCAACCGCAUUUUCGACCGACAGAAAGAUUUCAUCAAGCAUCAUCAACGCUACCAUGCCGGUCGACCCCUGCCGUCACUGACAGACAUUGGCAUCACGUUGUUGCCGCGAAGAGUGUUUGGUUGCGGGUUUGACAAGUGUAAAGAAGUCAGCAUCGGUUGGGAUGAGCGAUGCGACCACGUCGCGAAGCACAUGAAGAAUGGCGCGACGAUGGACCAGUGGAAAUACUCUAAUGUGAUCAGGAACCUAAUACGACAGGAAGCUCUCCACGACACAUGGAAAGAGCUUAUCGGUUGCCUGGACGAGAGAUUGCGAGAGAGUCGGUCGCAGAUUAGUUGGUGUCCCGACAACUCGCGAAUCCUCCGACAGAAGCUCCAGUGCUGUGACCUUCGACCAAGCCGGGAAGAGGUUUUGAUUACCGCCUUGAGUCUACGCGCUGAUAUACCCCUGGACCCAGUGCAUCAACAGCUACCCACUGGCUUCGUAACACCCUCAAGAGAUUCUGUCCCGCAUGUUGAGAAGCUGUCGCGCGAGCAGCGAAUGCACAUACUCAUCGGGAACUCCAACCCACAUCACUCAAGAGCGCGGCUCGCGAGCAUCAACGCAGCUUUGCUGCGCAUUUGUAGUUCGUUGGCGCACGUGCCUGACUAUGAUUGCGGCUCGUCUCCAUUUGUGGAGCCGCAGACGCCUGGUGCGCCCGCAGUGGAUACGGCCAGCCGCCGUAUCAGUUAUAUGGACGUGGACCCUGGAGAUUACCUGGACGUAGCGCAACCGGCUAUUCCUGAACUCCCACCGGCUAUGACGACAUCCACAAUGCAUACACCCCAUGCACACCCCACGCCAGUCAUGGAUCACGAGCAGCACACACAGUUGUACCAACAGGAGUACAUGGAUCAAGUCAAGGCCACACCCAACCCACUGGAAUCACUGUAUCCCAACUACUUCGGUGCUGCUCCCCAGUUCGAAGAGUCGCAGUACUACGACCGCCCGUCGUUCGGUCAAAUGAUAUCGAAGCCGCUCCACAAGAUAGGCAGUCGGAUAAGCAGCUCAAGAGGCAGCUCUUCGAAUCAGCGACCAUCAUCGCAGAUGAGUCAAGCUUCGUCAGAGAUGCUUCCUGACUAUAGUGUUGCCGCAAUGGGCAUGCGGACAUUUGCCGGAGACAUCGACAACGAACUUCUUGCGAAUACGUCUGUUGCGGACUUUCAUAGUCGUUACCAUCAACGCCAGUCGAUUCCUACUCGUCUUGAUAUCCGGAAUGCUCUACCUCCUCUGCAUCAGCUACACGUUAUAUCGCAAUAUAAAAAGAAUGGUGUUACCGACUCGAUGGAUACGCUUCCAUCUGACAUCAAGGGCUACCUUUUGAGCAACAUCGAGACCUAUCUGCUCAAUCACAUCGAAGACGCCGAUAUCACAGCCUCCGGACUGCCGAAUUUCAUACAUAAGGUCACGGAUAAGCUCAUGGAGUUCGCUACCGCAGGUACUGAUCGUUCUGUUCUACGACAGGGCCAUCUGAAGGCACUUAUCCAUGGUUUAGUCCUUACAAAUGAAGUUGCCCCACGGACUAUGUUCGAAAUAAAACCAUUGCCGUUGGACUCCGUCUUUACAACAAUGUCCAGACCCGGUUCGCGCAGCAUAGCGGAAAGGGAACGGGACCAUCUCAACUCCGCACAAGAGAACGUCAACGACAUGCUGGCAGCAGCAGCUAUGGUAGGGAGUCUCGCAGCUGUUCGUCACUACAUUUCGCAAUCUGCUGAGGUCAUUGACUGGUUCCCCAAAUACUUUGCUGGCUUUGGUAACCCUGUAACCGCGGCAGCCUGCAGUGGAAAUAUCGAAGUUCUUGAGUAUCUGCUCAUAGAAGUCAACAAUGAGCUCACGAAGCGGCGUUUCGCUCGGAUACAGCACGGUCGUAUCACCCGUUGCGGUCCACUCACAGAGACUAUCACUUCCGCAAUAAGAGCCGCAGUUCGGACCGGAAAACUGAGGGCCGUCGUCACACUGUUUAAUUUCUUGCCAAGAUGCCGCGUUGAAAUACCAGCGCAUAUGAAGUCCCGGUCACACUACCUUGCCGAUGCCAUGAGGUGGGGACACAUGGACGUGUUCAUAUGGCUCAUGGACCAAUGGAAUCCUCUCAUCGCCGACCUGCCCUAUUGGAAUGCCCUGACUGCAGGCUUACGUCUUGCGGUCAAACAUGGUCAUACCAACAUUGUGCAAUACGUCUUCGACAAAGGUUUGGUACAUCCAGAUGAUGCGGACGUCAACACUGUGCUCAUCGCUGCGACACACGGUCAUCGCGCUAUCAUACAACUGGCGCUCGACCAAGGCGUUCAGCUUGCGAUGCAGGACCUCAUCGCGGCGCUGAACGGAUCACUUCCCUUGCUUAUCACCCAAUAUCUUGUGCUUCACAACGUUCCACUCACGUCUGUGAUCAACGAGGAAGAUGGAAGGUCGAUCACUACUUCCAUCGUUCCUGUAGUCGAAGCGCUCUGUCGAGAAUCUAUCCACAUUCCUUUCGGCGAUUACAACGAGGUUCGAGGCAAGGAAAAGGUGCUGGCGCUCAUACUCUUGGCGAGCGAGAUGAGACGACAAAUUCCAGAGCUUACGUUGGACAACUGUGUUGAGCUCAAGAAGGUGUUCGAUAGGCUGGUCAGAGAGUGUGUGUCCUUGCCAAGGGGGUCAAUUCCGUAUCUUGAGAUGGUUGAAGAGCUGCACAGCUGGAUGGAGUGGGGAGAUGGACGAGAGUGGGCAAAUUGCGAAGUCUAG